AUGCUGUAUAAUGAAGAAGAAGAUGACAUCAUGGCUAUUCUUCAAGAACAUAAUGAAGAAAUUGCUCAGAAAAGAAGAUUGGCAAAACAGAAGGCUAAAGCAAGACGAAGCACGCCAAAAAUUCACAAAAAGGUGGACUUUAAGAAGAUAGAUGACAUGGUGGGCAAUGGGGAUUAUGAUGGAAUAGUGGAAGCAAGAAGGCGGGCGCUAGUUGUAUUCUAUGAGAAAUGGUAUGUGAGGAAAGAACUACAUUGGAAUCAGAUGUCGAGGUCUAGGCAUGCGAGGAACAUGGAUAGAAAUACGAGAUACUUCCACAACUUAGCUUCUGCGAGAAGGGGGAAUAAUAGGAUCGAUGCUUUUAUUAUUAAUGGAAGAUUAAUAAGAAAUCAAGUUAGGAUUAAGAUUGUCGUUAUAGAAUUUUAUAAGAAUUUAUAUCAUCAAAAGAAGUCUCUUAUGGUGGGUUUCAGAGAUGGUCUAGUGAAAAUGAUCAGUGAGGAUGAUGCUUUCACUUUAGAGUUGCUACCGACACCUCGAGAGGUUAGAGAGGCCGUUUGGGAUUAUGAUUCAUUCAAGACUCCAAGUAGUGAUGGCUACAACAUAAACUUUAUUAAAAAGUGUUGGGAUGAAAUUAGUGCUGAAUUCACCGUAGUGGUACUGGGCUUUUUCCAAUCCUCCAAGCUACCGACAGAUGCUACUGUCACUUGGGUGGCGUUGGUCCCCAAGUUUAUCGGGGUUAAGGAAAUCAAAGACUUUCGAUCGAUUAGAAUGAUGGGGUGUGUGUAUAAGGUAAUCUCGAAGGUGCUGGUUAGGAGUAUGUAA
Messenger RNA from Arachis duranensis, 819 nucleotides. RefSeq lists its product as uncharacterized. The transcript has 2 exons. Bases 1 to 819 code for a protein of 272 amino acids. Lineage: Eukaryota; Viridiplantae; Streptophyta; Magnoliopsida; Fabales; Fabaceae. The record is from RefSeq and is a predicted model, not a curated record.